AAUUGAUGCCUGAUAGAAUUGAUAGAUAUUCACUGUAAGAAAGAUAUAUAAGAAAUAUAUUAGGUACCUAUGUAAAGUAUAAUAAUUAUUAUACGUAAUACACUAUAAUAUAAUACCUAUUGUAGUUGGGUAACUAAUACAAUAUUAUAAGAAUAGUUAAUAGUUUAGAAUAUUACAGGACGUAUAACGAUAAUAUAGCUAUUUUAACAACUUAAAUGUUAUGAUUUACAUUAUUCAUUUAUUCGUAACUCGGGCCGUUGAAUUGUAUAUUUGUAUUAUUUUGUACUGCGUUAACUGUUGAAUGUCAUAUUAUACACUAUACAGUUUGUAGUUAGUGAAUACUGGGUAUUUUUCAUUAAAAUAUCGAAUAAAUAACAGGAAAUACGUCAACACAUGUAAUGAUGGUUGGUACAAUAAUUGUAACGAAAAAUCUAAAAUUAUCGCGGAAUAUCGUAAUCACAUGGAAUACCCGUAAAGUGGUAGUAUGCCAGUAUAAUAUCAAAAAUAUUUUUAGAUUUUAUGGUUUUAUUAUAAAAUAAUAAAAGUAUAUAUUAUUAUAUAUAAUUAUUAUUUUAUCGAUGAAAACAUUAUUAAAUAUUAAUUUUCACAUAAUUCUUCAUUCAGUCCGUCAGUCGUGUGCUGUGUUACCAUUUGGCAUUUUUUAUUUAUUUAGCUCUUGUGUAAACUGUGCAUCAUUUAAUUAUUAUAGUGUUGAUUCUACAUUAUACGUAAUUAUUUAUUUUUAAAAUUCUCACGUGUUAUUAAUUACAAAUUUAUUAUGUCGGAAUCUGAAAAAUUGAUGUGUGUAUGCGGUAAAAAACGAGAAAACCUGAAUAUUACAAAUUGGAAAAGACACCUGGACAAUUGUAAGCAACGUAAAACGAAAAUUAAUUCUCGAAGCAUUACUUCCUUUUUUAAUACACCGAAACCGAAGAAAAUAUGUAUGGAUACCGAUAUAAUUCGUUAUCCUUAUCCAACUCCAAAUGCGUUCAUAAAUGAUCCAGGUUCUAGUGUUCAUGAGCAAAUUAAGAAAAAAGACAUGAUUCUUACUCCCAGUUCAGUAAAUAAAAACGUUUUGGACUCUGUUGUGGGUAAUACAUUUAGUCAAAUCGUAAACGAAAUUGAUCAAGAUAGUGGUAAUCCUUUUAAUAAAAAUGUUUUGGACUCUGUUGUGGGUAAUACAUUUAGUCAAAUCGUAAAAGAAAUUGAUCAAGAUAGUGGUAAUCCUUUUAAUAAAAAUGUUUUGGACUCUGUUGUGGGUAAUACAUUUAGUCAAAUCGUAAAAGAAAUUGAUCAAGAUAGUGGUAAUCCUUUUAAUAAAAAUGUUUUGGACUCUGUUGUGGGUAAUACAUUUAGUCAAAUCGUAAAAGAAAUUGAUCAAGAUAGUGGUAAUCCUUUUAAUAAAAAUGUUUUGGACUCUGUUGUGGGUAAUACAUUUAGUCAAAUCGUAAAAGAAAUUGAUCAAGAUAGUGGUAAUCCUUUUAAUAAAAAUGUUUUGGACUCUGUUGUGGGUAAUACAUUUAGUCAAAUCGUAAAAGAAAUUGAUCAAGAUAGUGGUAAUCCUUUUAAUAAAAAUGUUUUGGACUCUGUUGUGGGUAAUACAUUUAGUCAAAUCGUAAAAGAAAUUGAUCAAGAUAGUGGUAAUCCUUUUAAUAAAAAUGAUAUGAAUUUUAUCAAUACUAACAUGGAGACUGUCGAUAUCGAAGUGGAUACUGAGAUGGAGACUGUAGACAUGUUCAGAAAUGAUCCAGCACAUUUUGUCAAGUUAAAACAUAUAAACCGGAAAUUAGAAGUUUAAUAUUAGAACUAGGUCCUUGUCAACCAUUGUCAAAUGAUCUUCCAGGAAAGAGUUUUCCUAAAAAUGGUUCAAAAGAAAAUAGAAGCUUUAAAGAAAUAUACUAUUACCGGAUUCUUCCUGACAAAACAAAAUGUCUCCGCGAUUGGCUGUCAUAUUCUCCAAGCAAAAACAAAAUAUAUUGCAUGCAUUGUUUUUUAUUUGGGACAAAUUUGCACAAAAAUUUAGAAAAAUCAUGGACAAAAAAUGGAUUUGACUCAUGGAAAAACUUGUCUUCUGGAAUAGAGUAUCAUGAACUUACAAAUGAUCACAUAAACGCCACAUUAAAGUAUAAACUUCGAAAAACUUCAACUCCAAUUUUGCCUAGUUUGGAAUACCAGCGUAAAAUUGAAGUCGCAAUGAAUCGACAAGUAAUAAAUGAAAUUAUAGACAUUGUUUUAUACUUAGCAAGACACAAUCUGGCUUUUCGAGGUCAUAGAGAUAACUGGUCAGUAAGUUCGCCUGGUGGUAAUUUCAAAGACUUGGUUAUUUUAAUAGCUAAAAGUUCAGCUCCAUUAUCUGACCAUUUAAAUAGUAUAAAACUAAAAAAAAAGGUCAAAUUUCUUUUGUUACCUGGGAAAGACAGAAUCAGUUAAUAGAUUCAAUAUCUCAUGAUAUUUCCUCUCAAAUUCAACAAGCAGUUGUUCAAUCCAAUAUGUUUAGUAUAUCUAUUGAUUCUACUUUUGAUGCUUCACGUCGCGAACAAGUAUCAUUUGUUAUUAGAUAUGUUGAUGAUAAAUUUGGGUUAAUUCACGAAAGAGUCAUUGCUAUUAAAGAAUCACCUAUUACAACAGGAAAAGACUUGUACAGCUUAUUUGUUGCUAUUAUGGAAAAAGAAAAACUUAAUUGGAAAGAUUGCCUUGUUGGGCAGUCUUAUGAUGGUGCUUCAAACAUGCGAGGAAAUUACAAAGGCUUACAAGCACAUAUAAACAGAGAAUGUCCACAAGCUUUGUAUGUAUGGUGUCAUGCCCACCGACUAGCCUUGGUAGUCAAGCAAGCUGUAUCCUGUGACUCAAAUUCAAGAGACUUGUUUGGAAAUUUGGAAAGUCUAUAUGUCUUGUUAUGGUGUUCAAAAAAAAGAGCAGCAACAUUUAGAGAAGCUCAAAAAAAACACUCAGACUUAAAAUACACCCAACAACAUGCUGUUAAACGAGUCUGUACAACACGUUGGAAUUCCCAUUCAGCAGCUUUGAAUGUAGUUUUCAAGUUCCAUCAUGCAGUUUUACAAACAUUGGAAGAAAUAAAAAAUCUUGAAGGUGUUACUGAUGCAACUGUUGGUGCCAAUUGUAGUGGUCUUAUAGAAUAUUUUACAUCACGGAGAUUUUAUUAACUGCUUUCACAUUCAAAAAGCUAUUUGACAUAUUAGAAGUAGUUACAAGACAAUUCAAACACAUGAUAUGGAUAUUUUAUUGGCAACAAGUAUCGUAACUAAAACAAUUAAUUCGAUUAGAAAAUUGAGAGCAAAUAAUUCAUUUGAGGAAAUUAUAAAAUUAACAGAUAAUUUUAUCAAUGAGAGUGACACAGAUUUUUUACCAUUAAAAAAUAUCAGACCUAGGCGUGUUCCAAUUAAAGCAGGUGAACUAAUGCAAGAUGAUCCUAUUGUUUGUCCAACUAAAAAGUUUGAGGUAGAAACUUACAAUGCUGUAAUAGAUAUGACUCUAAAUGAAUUGAGUGACCGGUUUGAAACCACAAAUAUUGGACCAUUAAGAGACAUAGCAUUGCUCUCAUAUCGUAGAAUACAAGAAGUGCACAAUGAUCCAACAAUGCUACCAAAAGAUUCAUUUAUAGAGUUAUGUGAGGUCUAUUCAAAAAUUAAUAGAGAUUGUUUGAUUUCUGAAUAUAUGCAGUUUUGUAAAAAUUUCAAUGAAUUUGAGAAUAACUUAAAUUUACCAAAGUUUUUGCAUGAUGUUAGUAAUAAUAAUUCAAGUGAUGAUGAAGAUGAAAAUGAUAAUAAUGAUGACAUUUCUAUGCUUGAACUAAAUACAUAUGAUGAUUUAAAUGAAACUUGGGAUGAUCAAAGAACAAUUAAAAACAUUGGAAGUACUAAAAAAAUUUUUCAAAUGUUUUGUACAGCUAAUUUAACCAGUUGUUUUCCAAAUUUGUAUGUAGCAUUAAAAUUAUCAGUCAUUCUUCCAAUUUCUAGUUGUAGUGUAGAGCGUUCAUUCUCGAAAUUAAAACUGAUAAAAACUAAACUUCGAACUUCCAUGCUACAGGAUAGGUUAGAAAACUUGAUGAAAAUCAGUUGUGAAAAAGACUUAGAUCCAGUAGUAGACAAUAUAAUUUUAUCGCUAGCUGGAAAAAGUUCCCGCUUAUGUAAAGCAUUAGUGUAUUAAUGUACUUUGUUAAUGUAUGUUUAAGUUAUAUAUUUUUUAUGAACAAAUGUUUAAUUUUUCUUUUUGUAAAUACAUUCCACCAUUGAUUAUAAUAAUUUGUUAUUUCUAUUCAAUUAAUAUGAAUUUAUAAUAUUAAAUAAUUAAAAAUUGAUUUGUUAUGACAA
Molecule: messenger RNA, 4331 nt
Organism: Aphis gossypii (cotton aphid)
Lineage: Eukaryota; Metazoa; Arthropoda; Insecta; Hemiptera; Aphididae
Exons: 11
Coding region: 779-1798 (339 amino acids)
Source: RefSeq, a predicted model, not a curated record